Messenger RNA from Python bivittatus (Burmese python), 1203 nucleotides. Its product is annotated as granzyme A-like. The record is from RefSeq and is a predicted model, not a curated record. Gene Ontology annotation, molecular function: serine-type endopeptidase activity. Gene Ontology annotation, biological process: proteolysis. NCBI's taxonomy places the organism in Eukaryota, Metazoa, Chordata, Lepidosauria, Squamata, Pythonidae.
UUUGAUGUGGAGAAACACAAAACAGCAAUGAUGGUUCUUCUAUUGGGCUUGUGGUUCUCUGUUGCGAUUUUUCUCCUUGGCAUUCCCAGAGAUCACUGUACCCAAAUCGUUGGAGGAAACGAAUCAAUUCCACAUUCAAGACCUUUUAUGGCCAAGAUCAAAGGAAAAACUCUUUGUGGGGGAACCCUGAUCAAACCAAACUGGGUAUUAACAGCAGCUCACUGCGAAGUGACACCAAGCACUCAAGUUAUUCUUGGAAUUCAUUCAGAAAAAGACAAAACAAAACAAUUUUUUAAGGUUAUUAAGCACAUUCCUCACCCAUGCUAUGAUAAUGACAAAAAGGAGAAUGACAUUAUGCUUCUUCAGCUUAAUAAACGAGCAAAACGUAACAAGAAUGUUAACUUCAUCAAGUUGCCUCAAGUGUACAAUGACCUCAAGGCAGGAACACCAUGUCUUGUAGCUGGUUGGGGGAUCACUCAGAGUGGAACAAAGACACCAUCAGAUGUACUCCGUGAAGUUAAUGUCUCUGUCAUUGAAAGAAGCAUCUGCAAUGAUAAAAGUCACUAUAAUCGUCAGCCUCUAGUGACAAUGAAUAUGGUCUGUGCUGGUGACAAGAAAGGGGGCAAGGAUUCAUGUUCUGGUGAUUCUGGUGGUCCUCUGAUAUGCAAUGGGGUACAAAGAGCCAUCGUUUCCUUUGGCAAAGGAUGUGGCAAUCCCCGGUAUCCUGGUGUCUACACACUUCUCACAGAUAAAUACAUCCGCUGGAUAAAGAGCAUUAUAGGGGGCAGUUUAUAAAAUUAUCGCUUGAUUUUGAAAUGCUUUUUAAUGAUAUUCAUUCAUUCAUUAUGAUUUCUUUAAAGCAACCUUUUCCAGCCUGUUGUCCUCCAGAUACAUCUGACUACAGUCUCACCAUCCCCAGCUAGCACAACCAUUCAACCUGCUGGCUAACAAUGAUUGAGACCUCAGAUGAAUUCAUAGUCAGCUUUGGUAUUUAGGCUUUCUCUCUAAAUGCAGUCUUGUAACAAAGAUGUUCUUCCUGUAUAAAAGCUAAGCACCAGUCUCCAGGAAUCCUUUUGUGAAUUGCUUUAUUAUUUUUAUUUUCUCUCUGCACACUUACUCUGCUAAAUAAAGCUAUUUCCAUAUUUAUCACUAAUAAAACGGUAGUUUAUUUCCAGGAAGCACAAGAAAAUAAACCCUUGUUGC